Messenger RNA from Micropterus salmoides (largemouth bass), 2237 nucleotides. It is a transcript of the gene gpr143, whose product is annotated as G protein-coupled receptor 143. Gene Ontology annotation, biological process: G protein-coupled receptor signaling pathway; melanosome organization; regulation of calcium-mediated signaling. Lineage: Eukaryota; Metazoa; Chordata; Actinopteri; Centrarchiformes; Centrarchidae. The transcript has 9 exons. Gene Ontology annotation, cellular component: plasma membrane; melanosome membrane. Gene Ontology annotation, molecular function: L-DOPA receptor activity; L-tyrosine binding; L-DOPA binding. The record is from RefSeq and is a predicted model, not a curated record. Bases 397 to 1647 code for a protein of 416 amino acids.
AUUACCUAAACCUAUAGAAAAUCAAAAUGUACUGUUACAGUUUCAUUUUACUGUAUUUUCAUAAGCUAUGGGCUACUGCACAGGCACAUGCUGUAGGCCUACACUAAUAAACGAAUCAGAGUGACGGCUACAGUAGCUUGCUGAACUUAAGACCUAAACCACACAACAGUCCUUUGUCGGUUCCUUGUAUUGUGGCACAGUUAAACUACAACUGCAGGGAUUAAAUGGAAGCACAUGAUGAUUCAACCCCGUGAUUUCUCAGCGAGUUGGGUCGUGUACCCAAUCGUUUCCUCUCUCUUUCUUGCCUUUUUCUUCUUUCUCCUGACACCGUAGCCCACUUCUUUCUCUCUUUCCCUCUCUCUUUCUCUCUCUCUAUAUCUCUGCCCGGUCCAUGGCAUGGCAUCCCCGCGGCUGGAGACGUUCUGCUGCCCAAACCGAGACGCAACGACAGAGUUCGUGGUCACCUUCCAGCCCGUCCUGUUCGGGGCGUUGAGUCUGGGGAGCGCGGUUGUGAGCCUCAUUUUCGCUAUUUUACAGAUUCUGCCAAAACGCAAGGGAUACAGGAGACUCGGACAGUAUCCGCUGCCAAGGCCCGCGUCCUCCUCCCGGAUAUUGUUCAUCGUCAGUAUAUGUGACAUACUGGGAUGCACAGGUAUCAUUGUAAGGUCAUCUGUGUGGUUGGGCCUGCCAAAUGUCAUUGACCGCAUCUCAUUGACCAACAGCACUGAUGUCUGGCCAGAGGUCUUCUGCGUUGGCAGUGCGAUGUGGAUCCAGUUGUUUUUCAGCGCCUCUUUUUGGUGGACUUUUUGUUACGCUGUUGACGUCUUCUUGGUGGUGAAAACAUCUGCGGGGAUCAGCACCAUUAUCCUCUACCACAUGAUUACAUGGGGUCUGGCUGUGCUGCUAUGUGUUGAAGGAGUGGCCAUGCUCUAUUACCCAUCCAUUUCUGAUUGUGAGCAAGGCCUCCAGCACGCUAUCCCUCACUAUGUCACCACAUACGCACCGAUGCUGCUCGUCCUCAUAGCCAAUCCAGUCUUCUUUAAUCGCACCAUAUCUGCAGUGACAUCUUUACUAAAAGCACGACAAGGAAUCUACACAGAAAAUGAGAGACGGCUGGCCAAUGACAUAAAAAUACGCUUCUUUAAAAUAGUGCUGGUGUUCUUUGUUUGUUGGGUUCCCAACAUCAUCAAUGAGGUCCUCCUCUUCUACCUGGAGAUGCAGACAGACAUAAACGAUGACAGCUUCAGGAAUAUCAGAAACGCAGCCCUGAUCACAUGGUUUAUCAUGGGUAUCCUGAACCCCAUGCAAGCUUUCCUCAACACCCUGGCCUUUCACGGCUGGACAGGCUUCGAUGUAGACCUCCGGCGGCAGCCGAGGAGGGAGCUGGCCUGGGACUCAGUUUCUACUUCAGUGCCUAACGCACCAACUCAUAAUCCCAUGGUGGGAAGUACUCUGCUCUACCAGAGUCAUGUCCAGGAAGCCAAGAAGAACAUGAUGAGCAACGGACAGCACCACUCCGAUGCCAUCAGUGUCCUCUCUGAAGGUUCAGAGUCUAGUACAAUUGAAAUCCACAUUUCCAGCGAGCUUCGAGACUAUGAGGAUGUAGAUGCUGAUGGCGAAUCCUUGGAGAACUCUGUGAGGCACUAGCUGGGGUGAUCAACAACCCUCCUCCCUCUACUUUUCCUGUGUGACAUUGUUUUUUGUAGUUAAUAUUGUUUUAGAUAGUCUUCUCUUAGCCUCUAUUGUCCAGUUGAGACUUUCCCAGAUAUUAACUGGUCAUGAGAUUUCAUUAGUUGGUACGACGGAAUAAGUCUAAUUCCUGAAUCCAAGCCUUUUUAUUUCCUAAGCUUUUUAAAUCUGUCUGCAGUGCAGAGAAGUGUUGAAAUACAGAACCAUCAACUGUACAGCGGCUGUACAGUCCCAGAGCUACAGCACUGUCUCUUGUAGCACUCAGUCCAAGGAACAAACAAGACAUGUUCAUAUUAAAAACUCACAAGCUGCCCUUCAAAAGUGCCUGGUGGAAAAAUCUCUCCUGGCAAACUCACUGAAUUAGAUGCACAUUGGUUUUGUGAUAAGCACUCUUGUCAAUAAGCCCCCAAAGCACAACAGAAUGUAAUAAGCUAAUUAGUGGUUGUUUUUUUUUUUUUUUAAACAAAGUUACUGUAUUUCCAGCUGUCCAUCUUGUAUUUUUGCACACAUCUAUUUUGUACUAUAUUAAAUAUCCAAAAUAUUUGUUA